AUGAAGACCACUACCAUUCUUGCCGCUGCGGCAUGCACCUUCGCCGGCUUCGCUGCCGCCACCCCUGUUGCCGAACCUCAAGGACGCCCUAGUUGGUGGUUCAAGCGACCUGGAUUCAGCAAGCCAACUCCCGCUCCCGUCCCAGCACCAGACAACGGUGGCUCCACGCCUGAUGACAACACUCCCGCCCCCGUCAGCCCACCCAAGGAUGACUGCCCCACCACUGGCGGUGGUGGCGGCAGCAGUGGCGGCGCAAAGGACAACUUCCCUUUCGUCUUCACAUCGACCUACUCGGUGAUCGCCACUCCCGACCAAGUCAUCAACGGCACCCAAGUCACACCAGGCGAGCCCGGCGCCCGAGGUAUCUACAACUACGGCAUCAACACGAUCCUCGAUGUCAUCUGCUACAACAUCACCUUAACCGGCGUCACCGGCGACUAUCAAUCCGCCGCCCUGACCGCCACACACAUCCACGAAGGACCCAAGGGAGCCGCCGGCCCACCUCGAUUGGCAUUCCCCAACCCUACACCCAUCAGCAAUGACCGCAACGUGGUUCGUCGAUCAGUUGGUUGCUUGACAGGACCGUUCCGCACGGGAAUCAACAAUGAUGCUGGUGUCGAUACGGGUUCUGCUUCGGGAUUUACUUUGUCGCAGAUCGAGGCAAAUCCAGCUGGAUUCUUUACUGAUUCACAUACUGCGAACUAUGUGCCCGGUGUGGUGCGUGGACAGUUGGCUUAAUU
Messenger RNA from Exophiala mesophila, 740 nucleotides. RefSeq lists its product as uncharacterized. Bases 1 to 738 code for a protein of 245 amino acids. NCBI's taxonomy places the organism in Eukaryota, Fungi, Ascomycota, Eurotiomycetes, Chaetothyriales, Herpotrichiellaceae. The transcript is spliced from 2 exons. The record is from RefSeq and is a predicted model, not a curated record.